AUGGAAGGAACAAUUCCUCCGGAGAUUUCCUUACUGGGGAAAAGUUUGCAGUCAAUCACCGUGAAUCUGCAAUUGGAACUCAAGGGAACCAUCCCCACUGAGUUUGGACUUCUGACAAAAUUGACUGGAUUGGUUUUGAGUACAAUAAGCAUUGAUGGCUCCAUUCCAACCGAGUUUGGUCAACUGCAGAGUCUCCAGAAGCUUCAGGUUCUUGUGACACCAAUUCAUGGGCACAUUCCUUCUGAGAUUGGACUACUGCGCAACUUAUCGUCAUUCCUUGUGGGAACAGCUGAUCUAACAGUACCAUGCGAGCUUUACAAAUUGCCUGGUCUGCAGUCUCUGAUAAUUCAUGAGUGCCCUGGGCUGGAAACUGAAUACAUCCUUCAAGAUGUCAUUCGCAACACAAGACAGCUUCGUAGGCUUAUGCUAUCAAGCCAAAGCAGUGGGACAGCAAUGUCAAUUCCAUCUGAAAUUGGCAAGCUGACAGAACUGAAAUUCCUCACUUUGAGGGACUGGAAAAAUCAGGGCACUAUCCCGAGUGAGCUUGGGCAGUUGACAAAGCUGACCGCCCUGGACUUGCAUGGGAACUCUGUCUCUGGCAUUUUGCCACGUGAGGUCUUUGAACUGACAGAGCUGACAAUCUUUGAUGUUGGCUCCAACCAGUUGGAAGGAGCAAUGCUCCCUGCUCUUUUUUUCAAACUUUCCCACUUGAAGUUCAUAUACAUCAACAACAACCUGUUCUCGGGCACUAUUCCUACUGAAGUGGGUCAACUGUCUGGUCUCAGGAUACUAGAAUUUCAAAGUACCAACCUUCUGGCACCCUCCCUACAGAAAUACUUAUGCUGGAGAACUUGA
Seminavis robusta is the source of this 855-nucleotide messenger RNA. The record is from the annotation of a GenBank genome assembly. Lineage: Eukaryota; Bacillariophyta; Bacillariophyceae; Naviculales; Naviculaceae.